GCGAUGAGAGCGCAGGCAAGAGUGGCAGGCUAGAGGCGGUCUCCGCCUCUUCCCCUUCCGUCUCGUGACCUUCUGGAGCCGGUUGACUUCUCUCUCCUUCGGUCGCUCACUCGUCUUCUCUGCAGCCAUGGUGGCCUAUUGGAGACAGGCUGGACUCAGCUAUAUCCGAUAUUCCCAGAUUUGUGCAAAAGCAGUAAGAGAUGCGCUGAAGACUGAAUUCAAAGCAAAUGCUGAAAAAGCUUCUGGCAGCAGUGUAAAAAUAGUGAAAGUUAAAAAGGAGUAAUGUAAUCUGACUAAUGCUACGUUUUCAAGGUGAAGCCACAAGCUUCAAGGUGAAGCUUUUCAGUUACAUGUUAUGGCAGAUUGGAAACUGUUUCACUUCGUAUUUUGCUACUGAGAGGAAAACACCUGCCUGUGUAGAUUGACAUGCCAAUAAACUGAGACCUGGUUCAUUAUAA
This is a messenger RNA of Dromiciops gliroides (monito del monte), 458 nucleotides long. RefSeq names its product ATP synthase F1 subunit epsilon (gene ATP5F1E). Gene Ontology annotation, cellular component: mitochondrial inner membrane. The coding region runs from base 128 to 283 and encodes 51 amino acids. The record is from RefSeq and is a predicted model, not a curated record. The transcript is spliced from 3 exons. Gene Ontology annotation, biological process: proton motive force-driven mitochondrial ATP synthesis. Gene Ontology annotation, molecular function: proton-transporting ATP synthase activity, rotational mechanism. NCBI's taxonomy places the organism in Eukaryota, Metazoa, Chordata, Mammalia, Microbiotheria, Microbiotheriidae.